ACCUAGCUUCUUCUCAUCUCAUUCCAUUUCAUCAAUCAUCUAUUCUCUUUCACAUCCCAAAAGAAUUUAACAGAUUUCAGAAUUGAUCUGUAGAGUUUUGGAUUUGGAUUUGAAGGUGAAUUUAUUAAGGUAGCAUCAAAGAAAAAAAAUAUUACCAAGAAAAAUGGGGAGCUAUAUUGAAACAGAGUUGAUUAUUAAUCACAAGGACACAGAAUUAAGGUUGGGAUUGCCUGGAAGUGAUGAUGAACAAUCAUGCAAUGGUGGUUCUAUUGUUAGAAGCAACAAGAGAUCUUUUUCACCUGAAACAAGUGUUGAAGAAGAGUCCAUUUCUAAGAGCUCUGGUGAUUCUAAUUCCACAACCACAAGUGAUCGUGAUCAUGACCAAGACUCUGUCCAACCUACAAAGGUACAAGUUGUUGGGUGGCCACCAAUUAGAUCUUUUAGGAAGAAUAGUUUACAACAAAAUAAAGUGGAAGAUGGAAAUGGAAUGUAUGUGAAAGUGAGCAUGGCUGGUGCACCUUACUUGAGGAAAAUAGAUCUCAAAGUUUACAAGAGUUACUCAGAACUUCUUAAGGUUUUGGAAAAUAUGUUCAAGUGUACAUUUGGUGAAUAUUCAGAAAGAGAAGGGUACAAUGGAUCUGAAUAUGCUCCUACUUAUGAAGACAAGGAUGGUGAUUGGAUGCUAGUUGGAGAUGUCCCAUGGAACAUGUUUAUAUCCUCAUGCAAGAGGCUCAAGAUAGUGAAAGGAUCAGAAGCAAAAGGGUUGGCAUGUUUAUGACCUCACAAAAUCAGGAAUGCAUGUCCUAAAGGAUGCAUGAAGUUGAAGAUACACAGCAGAGAGUUCUAUAGAGGUGGCUUUGAGGCCUCAUUUCUUAAUUCAAGCCUUUCUAGAAACUUCUAAAUUUGAUAAUGCCAAUGCUAUUUUGAUUGUACAUAAGAUAUAUAUAAUUAAGAUCUCAUUUUGUAACUAGAUCUAUUUAUGUUCAAUUAAAAUAUAUACACAACAUGGGAAUUUUUUUUUUUUUUUUUUUAGGGAAACAUGGGAAAAAUGUUGUUUCUUCAUAUACACUUUUUUUUUCUAUUUAUAAUUUUGGUGUUAAUUGCACAAAGUUAGUUCAAGUUUUUGUAAAUUUGACAUGACACAUGUUUAG
Medicago truncatula (barrel medic) is the source of this 1151-nucleotide messenger RNA. RefSeq names its product auxin-induced protein 22E. NCBI's taxonomy places the organism in Eukaryota, Viridiplantae, Streptophyta, Magnoliopsida, Fabales, Fabaceae. Gene Ontology annotation, cellular component: nucleus. The record is from RefSeq and is a predicted model, not a curated record. The transcript has 3 exons. Bases 164 to 778 code for a protein of 204 amino acids. Gene Ontology annotation, biological process: regulation of DNA-templated transcription.